UGUAUGCGACUUCGAGCGUGCUUACAGUUGUGUGUUUGUAAAUGAUGUUAUGUCGAAAGGAAAAAGUUGUUUUAAUGAUUUAAUGUGGAUAUCGAGGGGGACUGUGAGUCACAUUAAAACUGUUGCAAUGAUGUUUAGAGCCAACGAGAGAGUGAUAGUAAUUUAAAGUAACUGGUGUCAUUUGGAAACAACAAGGUUAGCUGGCUAGGUGUUAGUUUUGUGCUUGUUACUACGGUCUUUAUGUGGCAUGUAAACUAAAUAUUAUAGCUGGUUUAUAACUAAAGUAUAUGUGAAGUGUAAUAAUACAUAUUUUACAUUCAGUUGUCGCAGGUCCAGAGGCUAACAUGGGCUCCACUUUGAUAUUAAAGGUCAGAAUAUGCCUGAAUCCCCUAAAGCCUUUCUUCCACCAGGGACGUUCAGCUUUAUUUACACUUAAUACUUCUCUGUAUAAGUCAUCACAGCUGCCUCCCUCAGCACGCUUUCUGUGCACCAGAGACAAUAACCCUUAUCCAGGAGACGGACAGACAAGCAAAAGGAGCAGUGGAUGGACUCAGGGACAUGGGGGAGUAAAGAAUAGCACCAUCAGACGUAGAACAGAGGAGUAUUUGCGUGAUUCUGUGGAGGUUAGCGAUAAAAGCUCCACUGCUUGGCGUAGGUCUCCUGUAUCAAAAUCUGUGUUUGCUGCUGGGACGGCCAAGAGGAUGACAGAGAUGCUGAAGAGGAAAUCAGCUCUGGUAUCUCUGGAUGAUCAGGAGGAUCCUGAAGAGAGGGCAACCAGCAGAGCAGUGAAGUUGCAGCCUCCUGAGCAGCCACUCUCCGUCACUGAAUGGAUGAAGCUGAAGGAGUCUCUUGGGAAUCCACAAUACUUUGAUAGACAGAUGAUGACUGUGUUGAUAAAGGCCAUGGCAGAGCUGGAUAUUGCCAAGUCCCUGCUCACUUUUGUAGCCGUGGAAAAAGGAACGCUGUCUUAUGAGCUGCUGCUACGGUACCUGACGCUGUGUGUGAUGGGUGGCCACGACUCCGAGGUUGUUGAUGUCUAUGACAUUAUGCUGGGAACUUUCUCUUCUCUGGACCCUGGAGCCUGCAGCCUCUUCAUCAAGUCCUUCAGCCGGACGGAGAGGUGGAGAAAGGCUCUCGGGGUCCUGCAGGAGCUUAAGAAGGUCUUUACCCCAUCAUCGCGCAACUAUGGUGAUAUCAUCUCAGGGGCAAUGCUAAAUGGUGAGAGGAGCACUGCCUGGGCUCUUUAUGAUGAAUUGAUAGAAAAAGGACUUAGCCCGCACCAGGAUACCUGGGAAGCUCUGUUUAAGGCAGAAAGGAAGACUGAGGAGGAAAAAAGGACGGAGACAGUGUCUCAGUCUGAGCAUGAGGAGAGGCUGCAGGCGAUUCUGCUCUACAUGAGGAACAACAACAUUUACCCCCAACAACGCCUCGCCAACUGCAUCAAGACCUGGUUUGAGAGUCUCGAAGGGCAAAAGUGGACAGGAAAAUGGACCAGAGCCACCCUAAAGGGUGUGUGUAAGUGUUGUGGCUCUGAGUUAGAGUCCAUUUGGCUGACUGAUGAGGAGUACCAACAGCUGAAAGACAGAGUGAUGACGGACAUUAUUCAAGGACAAGAUGUUUUUAAAAAGACGACACCAGAGGAGUUGGAGCGGUUCAAGGCGUUUGUAGAGAGGAGACCAGCUUUUGAUGUGGUCAUAGAUGGACUGAAUGUCGCAAAUAUCACCAAGAACAAACACAUGCAGUCAGAGAUGUUGUUGGCGGUAGUGUCAGAGCUGGUGGGUCAAGGCUUGACCGUCCUGGUGUUGGGGAGGAAACACAUGCUGCGGCCCUCCAAAAACUGGGGGAGAGACCACAUGAACCUCAUCAAGCAGAAAGCUCACUGCUUCUUCACUGACAACAUUUCGGAGGAUGACCCCUUCUUGCUUUAUGCCUCUUUGAACUCUGGGAAACACUGUCAGUUUGUGAGUAGGGACCUGAUGAGGGACCACAAGGCCUGCCUGCCAGACGACGCCACCAGACGGCUCUUCUUCAAAUGGCAGAGAGGUCAUCAGGUGGUAGUGCAUGGACUCAGCUUAGCAAGCAGGAGAGUCAAAUUUCAGAGUAUUCUCAGCUUUGACACCAUUAUCCAGACUUCAGCGGACUCGUGGCACAUUCCCUACGACGACACAGAGGACAGGAGCUCACAUGAAGUACCACAACGAUGGCUGUGCCUCAGCAAAAAGCACUGAACAGACACAGUCAUAACUCAUGCUUUAGUGUAACUGUAUCCAUGUAAAUAAAGCAUUUACGCCAAAUAA
Molecule: messenger RNA, 2297 nt
Organism: Plectropomus leopardus (leopard coralgrouper)
Lineage: Eukaryota; Metazoa; Chordata; Actinopteri; Perciformes; Serranidae
Source: RefSeq, a predicted model, not a curated record